UUACAUCUCUUUCGACGGCGGCAUUAUUCGGCAGAAGCAGGCGUUCUGGAAUUUAGUCUCUUUAUAUUUCAUAUUUUAAGUGAACGGAACAAAAAAAAAUAAAACAUACACAAUGGAGGCGGCAUUGGAUGAACUAAUUGCCGGUCUGCUGUGCUCAGACACCAAGAGGAUACACGAGUGCACCGCCGCUUUGAGCAAGGCGUUUGAGAAUCCCGAGGCCCUGCCAGUGCUCUGCCAAAUGGUGGUGUCGACCCGCGAGGCACAAGUCCGCCAGUUUGCAGCUGUCCUGGUGAAUAAGCGUCUCCACAAGCUGCGACACUGGCAGAUGGUGCCACCCGAACAUCAGGAAGCCAUCAAGUCUUGCAUGCUCCAGGCGUUGAUAAGGGAGAAGGAGAAGGGCGUAAAGAAUGCCAUAGCCCAGCUUAUUGGGACUCUAGUGCGUCAUGAGGCGGACAAAAAGGACUCGUGGUUGGCUGACUUGCUGACCUUCAUUUUCCAACGAUGCAGCAUGGCCGAUCCCAAAGAGAGUGAGCUGGGAACAUCCAUAUUCGCCACGCUUACCGACGCCGCUCCAGAUCAGUUGAUCAACCAAAUGUCGGAGAUUUGUCAACUCUUUUCGAGUGUGAUGAUGGCCGCCCAGGCCAAUGGAGACACGGCUACCCCCACUGUAGCCAAUAUGAUGCAGGGAAUGUAUUCCCUGAUUCCAUUCAUUGUCGGCCACACAAGGGCUGAGCAGACGGUGGCCAAAGCCGUGCCUCUGAUGGUCUCUGCUCUCGAGGCCUUUGUCCAAAAGGGAGUCGUCACAGAAUUCACCACCGCCUUUGAGCUCAUGGAUUCCCUUGCCGAGUAUGUGCCGAAACUGCUGAAUAAUUACAUCAAGAUGUUGGUUGAUUUCUGCCUGGCAACGCUGGGCAACAAGCAGCUCGAUGAUCCAAUUCGUGUUCUGGUGGUGACCUUCGUGGGUCGCCUCGUCCGCAUCAAGAAGAAGGCAAUUUUCAAGCAGAAGCUCCUGGACCCCAUCCUGGUCGUCGUCUUUGAGAUGAUGUGCUGUGAAUUCGACAACGAUGAUGAGGAGGACUAUUUCUCGGGUACCAGCAACACUCCCGUGACCGCGGCCACCCAAACCCUCGAUGUCAUGGCUCUCCAGAUGUCGCCGGAGAAGCUGAUUCCCCCACUUUUGCUGAUCCUCGAGCCAGCUCUCCAGAAUCCGGACCCACUGCGCCGGCGUGCCGCCUUCAUGUGCAUGGCCGUCAUCGCUGAGGGGUGUUCGGAGGCCAUCAAACGGAAGUACCUUGAAAUUAUGCUGAACAUCAUCAAGAGCGGCAUCAUCGAUCAGAAUCCAUCAGUGCGCAAUUCGGCCUUCUUUGCGCUGGGCCAAUUCUCGGAGUUUAUGCAACCCGAGAUAUCCAAAUUCGCCCCACAGAUUCUGCCCGUGCUCUUUGAGUUUCUGCACCAACUGAUUGUGGAGCUAAAGAUGGGCCAGCCGGAGCCCACCCACAUGGAUCGCAUGUUCUAUGCUUUGGAGGUUUUCUGCGAGAAUCUCGAGGAGGAGAUUGUGCCACAUCUGCCAGUGCUGAUGGAUCGGCUCUUCGAGUGCAUGGAUCAACAGAACUCAAUUCACAUUCGACAGCUGGCCCUGUCCUGCAUCUCGUCGGUUGCCACCGCAUCGAAGACGAAUUUGGUGCCGUACUUCAAUCCCAUUGUGGAUAUACUGAAGAAUUAUCUGGUGAAUGAUUGUGACAUUGCGCUGAAUGAGCUGCGCAUUCAGUCCAUCGAUACACUGGCUGCGAUCACCCGAACGGUGGGAAAGGAGAACUUUAUGCAUCUCGCCCAAGACACGAUGAACUAUUGCACGAAUAUGCUGGAUCAGGGUCCAGACGAUCCCGACCUGCGACGCGCCAUCUACUCUCUGAUUGGAGGGCUGUCGGUUAUUGUCACAGAGGAUAUGAAUACGGUCUUCCCCAAGGUGAUCGAGCGCCUGAUUCAGACGGUGGUAUCGACAGAGGAUGCGCUGUUAAAGGUACGCGAAGACUCGCCUACGGGCAACCUCCUGACCGAAAUCGAUCUGGGUGACACCGACAACGAGGACGAUGAUGACGACGAUAUUGGUGAUUAUCAGGUGGAGAAUGACUACGUCUUUGAGAAGGAGGAGGCCAUAUUGACGCUCAAGGAGUUCGCUGCAAAUGCAAGCAUCGCCUUUGCCCCCUACCUCACAAUGGUUUUCGAGGAGGUGUACAAAACCAUAGAUCACAACCAGGAGGUCAUCCGCAAAGCAGCCAUCGAGGCCCUCAGCGCGUUCGUGAUUUGCCUCCACAAAAUGAACGACGCAAACGGAGUGAAGCGUGCAAGCUCUAUCCUAAUUCCAAAGUUUGUUUCGCUAGUUAAAAAUGACGAAGAGCAAGGAGUGGUCUGCCAAAUUCUCGACGAGCUUGGCGACCUUUUCAAGGCCGUCAAGAAGGCGGCAUUGCCCACGUCUGAUCUUGCCGAGGGGGUCAUUGGAUGCAUCAAAGACGUGCUGCUCAACAACACGGCUUGCCAAUUUAAUGAGCCGAGUGGCGGCGGCGACGAGGAGGAGGCCGAUGAAAGCGAGUACGAUGAGGCACUCAUCGAGAGUGGUGCCAAUCUGGUGGCCAUGAUUGGCCACGCCCUCGAACCAGAGAUAUACUCGAUGUACUUUGGACGACUCUACAAUUUCUUUCUGACCAAACUGGAAAAGGCCAAGAAGAACGACGAUCAGGACCAGCGUUCCUUCAUCUAUGGCGUCCUGGCCGAAUGCUUCCAAUCGUUGGGCCUCUGUGUGGUAACAUACUUCGAUUCGCUCUGUCCCGUGCUCCUGGGGGGCACCACCGACUCGUACGCCAAGGCGCGCCAGAACAGCUACUUCGGCCUGGGAGAGCUAGUCUAUCACGCCGAAGAGAAGUCCUUUGAAUCGUUUGGAGUGAUUUUGCAGGCCCUCUCCGAUGCGAUCGCCAAGGAGCAGAAUGCCCCUGCUCUGGAUAAUAUCUGCGGGGCUGUGUCGCGCCUGAUCAUAACCAAUCACAAUAUGGUGCCACUGAAUCAUGUGCUGCCCGUUUUCAUCUCCAGUCUGCCCCUCCGCGAGGACACCGAAGAGAAUGAUGUGGUGCUCAAGGCCUUCCGCGUGCUCUACAUGAAUUCGCGUCCCAGUAUUGUCAAUCACAUUGAGCAGAUGGUGAGCGUCAUCCUGCAUGUGCUGUUCAAGCGGGAAUUCAGCGACAACGACAUGACGUCGAACGCGGUUAACUUUGUGAAGGAAAUCCGCAACGACUAUCCAGAGCACUUUAACAAUGUGGCCAACUCCAGUCCGGAGGUGUUUGCAUUCGUACAGACCCUCUAAGCAGCAGAUACACUGUCAGACCUCGCAACUAUUACUAGCUCAUACACAUUCAAGGAGUUUUAGGCCAAAUCUCAAAACUUUUUAGUCGGGAACAUCCCAUAUCUAUAUGAUGGCGUCGAAGUUUAUUCAAAAUUGUUCAAAAUGUUUAGUCAACAACACAAACACACACACGCGCAGUACACGCCAUUAUAUGGCAGUCAGUCCCAGAAUAUGGGGAACAUAAAUACACAUAUAACCUCUCGAAGAAAUUUAUCUCUCAGAGAGAUACAUGGAUACACGAUACGAGCUAAUGAAAUGUUUUCUAAUUUAUAAUUGCAAAGCGAUAUGAAUAGUCUGAAAUAAAAUAAACGAAUCAAUGAAUACUUGAA
This is a messenger RNA of Drosophila obscura, 3723 nucleotides long. Its product is annotated as importin-4. NCBI's taxonomy places the organism in Eukaryota, Metazoa, Arthropoda, Insecta, Diptera, Drosophilidae. Gene Ontology annotation, biological process: protein import into nucleus. The transcript has 8 exons. Gene Ontology annotation, cellular component: nucleus; cytoplasm. Gene Ontology annotation, molecular function: nuclear import signal receptor activity; small GTPase binding. Bases 113 to 3355 code for a protein of 1080 amino acids. The record is from RefSeq and is a predicted model, not a curated record.